Molecule: messenger RNA, 9358 nt
Organism: Zerene cesonia (dogface butterfly)
Lineage: Eukaryota; Metazoa; Arthropoda; Insecta; Lepidoptera; Pieridae
Product: ubiquitin carboxyl-terminal hydrolase puf-like
Exons: 39
Coding region: 146-9358 (3070 amino acids)
Biological process (GO): DNA integration
Molecular function (GO): nucleic acid binding
Source: RefSeq, a predicted model, not a curated record
UGGAGGAACGGAUUCUUUGACAUUUCAAAGGCAGUGUUCGUUUUCUGAUACGAAAAUAUCAAUAAUGAUCAAUAUCUCAAACAAAACAAUAGUUGCGACAAUAUUAUAACAAUAUUUCGCUCCAUAUUCAAUCAAAACUUUGAGAAUGUGUGAUGUUUGUUCGGAGUUCUCACAUCUUUUAGUUAACUGCGAAACGCGACUAACCGACGAUGUGUCCCAAUAUCCCUCAAUAAGUCAGACUGAGCUUGAAACAGUAUUAAAUUACAUUCUUUCCUGGCCACAAAGGCAAUGUAUGUGUUGCUACCGUGACGUUAAAAAUUUUGAAAGAUUUUAUCUUGUUGUGCAAAGUAUUAUUUGUCUUUCUGUAUUUCAACUCAAAUUACUCAAAGAUGAACUAAUUGCUGCAUCAGAUAGUCCACCAAAUAAUUCGUCAGAUACCAGUCUCGAGAUAGCAAAGGAUGAGAAGAAUAGCUCAACAAAGAAUGAUGAGAGUGAUGAAAAAUCUGUGGAAGAUUUAAAACAUGAGAGUACAAAAAAACCAGAGCCCAGUGAACAGAGUUCUAACGAUGUAUCAAAAACGGAAAAGUUAUCCACAAGUACAGAGAAUGAGCCAUGGCCCAUACAACAGAGAGAAAAACUCUUACACAUUGUGUCAAAAGUUUUUCUUCAUAACUUUCCAUUGUACUUAGCUUGCAAGCACUCCACUUUGAGUAGACUUGAUGAUCUCUCCGCUCAAGAAAUAUCGAAUCUAAGCUCAUAUUGUGACUUGCAUGAUACUGAGAUACCACCAUAUUUAUUGAGAAAUGUAAAUUUAUUUUGUAAAUUGGGUGGGGUCUGUGCAAUGACUGCUGUAUUUGAACAUGCCACAGCAAGCACACUACCACUGUCUAUGGCACAUGCAAUUGUAGCAGCAGUAGGAAAUUUGAAACUUUGGUUGAAUUUUAGAGCUGUAGCUCAACAAUUCAUGCCUUUACGGAGCAAAAUACUCAAAUACAUGUGUAGCUUAGAGGAUAAAGACUUAAGAGUCCCUGCAGUGAAAUCAAUGGCGGAUUUCAUGUGGGGUGCAGCAAAAGAGCCACUAGAUUCACCGCUUGCCUUUGAUGAAGAUGGGCUUGCACUGGCUUUCAAAUACUUUAAUAGCAGUACUUUAACAAUGAGGUUAGCUGGUAUAGCCCAGAUCAAUGCUCAUAUAGCUGCUCACAAUGAACUGUGUGCGGGAGAAUCAGCAGCUGAUGCAGAAGUGGCUGGACAGCAAUUAGCUGCUUGGUUAUCAUUCAAUAACAUCAUUGAACAUUUGUUUGGACCAAAUUUGCAUGUUGAGGUUAUCAAACAGUCCCACAUGAUCCUCAAGUUCCUAGCUGUGGAGGGUCAAGUCACCUCAGAACAUGUAGAGCUGGUCUGGGCGGCAGCUCAACUAAAGCACUGUGGACGUCAAGUGUAUGACCUACUGCCAGGAUUCAUUAGAGCUCUGUCUCCAAAGCCAUGUGCCCAUCUCUAUAGUCUUCUGUGUGCUUUACCUCCUAAGGAACAUACUGAACAGAGUCUGUACCUAGCGUCAGCGCUGAUGCGCGCGAUGUGGACGCGCGGGCGCGGCGCGGGCAGCCCGGCGGGAGAGCCGCCGCGCCUGCCGCCGCCCGCCUGCAAGCCGCACCGCUCGUCGUCUGAGGCUAGCGUCAGUAUGGACCAGACCAACUCGGACGAUGAUCCCUGUGAAGAGUUGAGUACAUCAGGUGAAGAGGCCGGUCCCACACCACGGAAGCAAAGUAAACAUCAGCGGGAGUUGACAGCUGAACAAGAAUGGCUUCGAGAGGGUGAAGAACUUACCAAAAAGGAUUGCGCAACUCUUAAAUCAUGUCAAAAACGUAACAAGCGCGCCGGCAGCAGCGGCAGCGCGAGCAGUGGCCCCGAAGAGCUGCUGCGGCCGCGCAAGAAGAAGCUGUACAAGAAGCGACACAAGCCCGGCAAGCCCAGGCAUUUCCCAGCGCAAUUAAAAACUGCCGAGCUCGCAGAGUCAGUGUCGGAAGUGGAGGAAGAGUCGUCUGGAAGUGAUACUGCACACUGUCAAUUGCUCUGCGAUAAUGUUGAUGCAAGAAGAUUAAUGGAACUCCGUCUCCUCGAGAGUUACAAGCGACGUUCAGAGGAAGAGGGCAGUGCGUCAUCAGCGGUUUCACCGCACUCGCACCGUCUUCCUGAUCUCGAUGAGGAUGACUCUGCAUGUGAGGAAGAACUGGCUAGACUUGCGGCUCAGGCGCAGUGUAUCCCCGAGUACGGCGUGGGCGCGCUCGCGCUGGGCGUGGCGGCGGGCGGCGCGCUGCCCUUCAGCGUGGACGACGUGUGCCGCCCCGGCAACACGCUGCUGUGGGACCUGCUGCAGGACGGCGCUAUUGAACAACUCGGCGAAGGCCUCGCGUUGGAGGCUGAAAAAGCUCUGUGUGCUCUGUUGUGCUUCAGCACAGAUAAAUUUAUUAGAAUUAAGUUCAUUGAAGGCUGUCUAGACAACCUCGCGAAUCACAGGUCUGUUGCUGUAUCUCUUCGGCUGUUGCCGAAAUUGUUUUCAUCUUUUCAACAAUUGCGUGGCAUGGAUAUGCAUCAGGUGGUAAUGUGGGCGGAGCGUGAACGUGGCAUGAUGCGAUUGUUUCUCGAGGACCUACGUCACUAUGUCAAGCAACGAGCUAGUGCGAGCGCUAGUGCAAGUGCAGGUGCCAGUGGUGCAAGCGAGGCACAGCACUACGCGCACAUAACUGAGUUAACCGUGCGCUUACACUUUCUUACUGCUAUUUUCUCGCCGGUCGGAUCUCCACAUCAUUUUAGACUCACAGUAGAACAAGUGGAGGAGCUGUGGCAAUGCCUUGUGGUAGAAGGUACCAGUGAGUGUGCAGACUGUCUGUACUCAUGGCUAUUGUCGCACACUAAGACGCCCGACCAACACGCGCUUGGAUUGGAUGCUCUGAGAUUUUUAUAUGUAGAAAAGAUGCCUACUCUUGAUCCAGAGACAAUCAGCAUAAUGGGCCUCAGCCUAUACCAGCAGCUAUGUAACUUGGCACGCAUGGCGCUCGGUGCGGGCGACACGCACCCGCACCACCCGCACCACGCCCACCACCCGCACACGCUGGCCAUGGACCAUCUGUGGAAGAUUGCACUGCGGGCCAACAGUACUGAUGUAUCAAUGGGUGCCAUCCAGUACUUGAACAGCUAUUAUAUGGGGCAGCAAUUACAGCAAGAGGAUGAUUUUGUGUCAAAGUGCAUGUUUCAUUUAUCGUCUGCGGCUGAGAGGCUAAUUUCCAAAAGUCAAGAUGGUGAGGGCACUUCGAAUCAGGAUAUAAAGUGCGAUGAUGGAAAAGAAGAAAAAACGACCGAUAAACAGAAUAUAUAUGAACACAUGACGGAAGAGGCCGCUCUCCAAUGUAUACAGAGGGCGUUACUGUUACUGAAGACUCACUUGGAUACUUUUAAAAGAAGAAAUAAGCGCUUAGUCGAUAAUACUACUUCUGUAACUGCUGUAGCCAGCCUCGUAGCUGAUAAUAAUACUAGCCUUUAUUCUGUCAAAGUUUUAACUGGUGAUACUCCUUUCCAUAAAAUUCUUACUGAGUUCCCAGAAAUCACUCGACCAGCUGGUACGCACCGCACAGUACUCCACAACACCGUACAUCACAUACUCACGACGCCAGGGCCUCCAGUUUCCUCAUCACCCCGUCGUCUUGCGCCUGAUAAAUUAAAAAUUGCUCAGCAGGAAUUUGAGUCCAUGCUCGCCAGCGGGAUUGCUAGACCCUCAAAGAGCCCGUGGUCCUCUCCACUCCACCUAGCCUGUAAGAAGGACAACGGUUGGCGUCCGUGCGGCGAUUACCGCAUGUUGAACGCCCGUACUGUGCCCGACAGGUAUCCAAUUCGGCAUAUCCAUGACUUUGCUCAUUCUAUAGCUGGGUGCAAAAUAUUUAGCACAAUUGAUUUGGUCAAAGCCUAUCAUCAGAUACCUGUCAGCCCAGAGGACAUUAGUAAAACGGCCAUUACCACACCAUUUGGGUUAUUUGAAUUCCCUUUCAUGACCUUUGGCCUUCGAAAUGCGGGCCAAACUUUCCAGAGGUUCGUGGACGAGAUGACCAGAGGCCUAGAUUUCGUGUACUGCUAUCUAGAUGAUUUUUUAGUAUUUUCGCGCGACAGCCAGCAGCAUGAAGAGCACCUCCGGAUCAUCUUUGGUAGACUGAAGAACUACGGCAUGGUGAUAAACACGUCAAAGUGUGUUUUCGGGGUCAAGGAGGUAACUUUUUUAGGUUACAGCAUCUCCGAGCGAGGCACCCGACCACUUGACGCCAAAGUCCAGGCAAUUAAAGACUUCCCUACACCCACCAACGUGCGGCAACUGAGGGCAUUUUUGGGCAUGCUCAAUUUUUAUAGGAGAUUUCUUCCUCAGGCUGCUCAAGUUCAAGCCCCAUUGCAUGCGUUGUUGACCGGUACAGUCAAGGGAUCACACCCUAUCCAGCUCGAAAAGGAGACCCUAGCUGCUUUUGAAGCUUGCAAGGAGAGCUUGUCUAAUGCCGCUCUUCUAGCACAUCCGGACUGCACUGCAAAGCUCGCCCUGGUGACUGAUGCGUCAGACAUGGCGAUUGGUGCCGUUCUCCAACAGCUUAAGGAUAACUCGUGGGAGCCGUUAGCUUUUUUCUCACGAAAAUUAAGCCCUUCCCAGGUAAAGUACUCACCUUAUGAUAGGGAACUACUUGCUAUUUAUGAAGCGGUGAAACACUUUAGGCAUAUGCUCGAGGCCCGACACUUCAUAGUCUAUACUGACCAUAAGCCGAUCAGUUUUGCAUUCCACGAAAGGAAAAAAAAUUGUUCGCCCAGGCAGUAUAGACAUUUAGACUUCAUUUCCCAGUUCACAACCGACAUACGACAUAUAGCGGGUAAGGACAAUAUCGUCGCUGAUACUCUGUCGCGGAUCGAGGAACUGGGAGCACCCGUCGACCUCGAGACUUUAGCCAAGGCCCAGGCUGCGGACAACGACCUUUCUAAGUUACUAGAAGAGGGUUCGUCAUUGCGCCUGGAGAAACUUCACGUACCUGGGAGUCGUAUAGCUCUGUACUGUGACGUAAGUACGCCGACUUCCAGACCAUACGUGCCCAAAUUUUUCAGGAAACAGGUGUUCGAUAGUCUCCACUCAUUCAGCCACCCUGGCGCUAACGCAUCGGCUAAAUUAGUUGCUGAGAGAUACGUAUGGCCAGGAGUGCGCAAGGACUGCAGAGAGUUUGCACGAGCCUGUAUUCCAUGUCAACGUGCCAAGGUAACACGUCACGUGACCGCUCCACUAGGCACGUUUAAUUUACCUAGGGCACGGUUUAAACACAUCCACAUCGACCUUGUGGGACCCCUUCCUCUCUCAAAUGGUUACCGGUAUUGUCUGACGGCAGUAGAUAGGUUUACUCGUUGGCCAGAAGCAAUACCGAUCGAGGACAUCACAGCGGAGACAGUUGCCAAAGCCUUACUUUCAGGUUGGAUAGCUCGAUUCGGCUGUCCUACAAACAUUACAACCGACCGUGGCCGUCAGUUCGAGUCGGCGCUCUUCCAAUGUUUAGCCAAGAUAGCCGCAUUCGAACAUAAACAUACAACUGCUUACCAUCCAGCAUGCAAUGGACUUGUGGAACGUUUCCAUCGACAACUUAAAGCUGCGAUAGUAUGCCAUGGGAAUGAGAGAUGGACCGAGUCUUUACCAUGGGUUCUGUUAGGCAUUCGAACAGCUAUUAAAGAAGAUCUUCAGUCUUCAUCGGCUGAGCUGGUAUACGGCGAACCCCUGAGGUUGCCGGGUGAAUUUUUCAACCCCAUCACGGUAGGUACUACCGAUACUUCUGAUUUUAUAGCUCGCAUCAGAAAUUUAGCCAGGCAGCUCCAGCCAACACCAACAAGUCGCCAUGGUAAACCGAAUACCUUCGUUUACAAGGAUCUCGCCACUUGUGAUCACGUUUUCCUCCGUGAAGACGCAUCUCGUGGUUCUCUACAACCGGCUUAUUCAGGUCCACAUAAGGUUUUGUCAAGGGGGAGUAAAGUUUUUAAGAUAUUGUUAAAAAACAACGAGGUCACAGUAUCGAUAGACCGUAUUAAACCGGCCUUCAUACUGUCUGACCAUAAAGACGAACCCUCGCCAGAUAUACCCAAAGAGUAUGUCACACGUUCUGGGCGUCGGAGAUUCAUGGGUCAAAUGUGUAGUUCUGUGCCGCAAUCACUUUUAACAUUGCGACCAGAGAUCACAGAGGUGGCUGCAAGAUUGUCCACGUCAUUUUUUAUUGAAACUUUUAUCCAUGCUAAAGAAAAGCCAACAAUGGUGUCGUGGGUGGAGUUAGUGACGAAGCAGUUUAACGCGUCCGCCGCCGCGUCUGAGUGGUUCUUGGGACACAUGGCGGAUGACACGUGGUGGCCGAUGCAGGUGCUUAUAAAAUGUCCGAAUCAAAUGGUUCGGCAAAUGUUUCAGAGGCUAUGUAUGCAUGUCAUACAGAGGCUAAGGUCUAGUCAUUGUGCGCUAUACCUACAGGGUAUGGAGGAAGGCGAGGAUAGUAGUAAAUUGGGUGAAGCGAGUUGUGUUACUAGGUUUAUAAGGAUGUUGUUAUCAUUGAUGGAGUCAGGAGCGCGGUCCCACUUGCGCCACCUGACGGAGUACUUCAGUCUGCUGUACGAGUUCAGCAAGAUGGGAGAGGAAGAGGGGCGGUUCAUGUUGCGGGUCAACGCCAUAUCGAGCAUGGUUAAUUUUUAUCUCGGACAAAAUUCUAACACGGUGGAGUCACCGACCGAGGAGGCGGGCAGCAGCGGCAGCGGCAGCGGCAACAACGAGUCGGGCGGCGACAAGCUGCGGCCCGGCGCGCUCGACAAGAUGGUGGCGCUCGUGGCCGGCCUGCUCGAGCGCAGCCGCGACGCCGCCGGCCAGCUCGCGCUCGGCGACAGCGACGCCAAGGCGCUGCUGCAUGCCAAGGGGUUUCCCUUUCUCUACCAACAAACACGAGACUGCUUGAACUUGCAGCAGACGCGCUCGCUGAUAUUUGCGCUCUGCCGAUGGAACGAGCCGCUCGCACAGAAGAUAGUCCACAUGAUAUUUCAGGCGAUUGCUAAACACUCUGAAAGCUGCGGGCCGUUUUUUAAGUUGAUAACGCUGCUAGUGGAGGGCAGCGGCGGCGGCAGCGGCGGCGGGGGCGGCGGCGCCGGCGGCCUGCCCUGCUUCACGCAGCUCGUGCUCGCGCGCCUGUGGGACCUCGCCGACGUGUGCCCGCACGCCGCGCUCGAGUGGCUCGCCAUGCAGGUGCCACGCAACAAGGCGGCGCACGCGUGGGCGCUGCGCACGGCGGAGCGGUGGGUGGAGCCGCAGCUGCUGGCGGCGGGCGCGGCGCGGGUGCGCGCGGCGGCGGCGCUGCUGCUGGUGGCGCUGGUGCCGAGCCAGCACUUCCGCGCGGGGUACGCGCGCGCGCGCCCGCACUCGCACCACUCGCCGCACGCGCCGCACUCGCACCACGCGCACCACGCGCACCCCGCCAAGCUGCCCGACACCGCGCACCACACGCUGCACCAGGUAUACACGAUGUUAUUGGGCAAGCUAAAAGCGGCCCGCAAGUACACAGACAUUGCGGUGCACGGCACUAUGAAGCUGACUGCGUACUUUGGUGUCAUGUCUUACUGCGUCGUCAGCAGAGUGGAAAAAUUAAUGUUCGGGCAAUACUUCAUGGACCUGUGGGACCUGUACCAUCCGGGCAUCUCCGAGCCGUCGGUGGCGGUGCAUCCUAACAAGCAGGCGCUUAUCACCUUCUGGCACACCGUGUCCGUGGAUUGCCCGGAGAACGUGCAACUGAUCGUUUCCAACCCGAGGGUCAUAAAGCAUAUCGCCUUCAAUUAUAUACUCGCGGACCACGAGGACGGCGAGGUGGUGGCGUACAACCGCGCGAUGCUGCCGCCGUACUACGCGCUGCUGCGGCUGUGCUGCCGCCGCUCGUGCGCGUUCGCGCGCACGCUCGCGCAGCACCAGAACGUGCACUGGGCGUUCCGCAACAUCGCGCCGCACUCGCACCUCUACCCCGCCGCCGCUGACGAGCUGCUCAGGCUGGCGCGCAUCCUGGCGGCGCGCGGCGGCACGAGCAGCGCCGCGAGCGGCGGCGCGGGCGGCGGCGCGGCGAGCAGCGCGGCCGGCGCGCCCGAGAUCGACGAGCGCGAGGCCGCCGCCUUCCGCCGCAGCACGCUCGCCGCGUACCUGCAGGGACUGAACGGGCGAACGUCGUGGACCACGUUAAUAUCGGCGUUUUGCACUCUGGUAGAGAAUGGGGACGAUAGACUUUAUGUUGUCUAUAACGGAGGAUUGCAGAUGACUUUUGAAGCGUUACACAGUCUGCACGCGGUGUACGUGGAGGGGGGCGCGGGCGGCGCGGGCGGCGCGGGCGGCGCGGGCGGCGCGGCGGGCGGCAGCGCGGGCGUGCGCGGCGAGCUCACCGCCGCGCUGCGCUGGGCGCGCGCGCUCUGCCGCACGCUGCGCACGCGCCGCGAGCCCAAGGAGGCGCGCGCGCUGCUGCUAGCCUGCAAGGACUGGCCAGAGUGCGCACGUCGACUGCUAACACUAUUAAACUUGCAUCAACGCUCCGCGCUGUUACCGCAAGCUGCUCUAGGCGUGCUCCGCGAGCUGGUGAUGAUAGGCGGCGGCGCGGCGCUGGGCGCGCUGGUGCCGCUGGCGGCGGGCGCGCACGCGGCGGCGCGCACGCCGGCCCGCCCGCGCCUGCGCACGCGCGCGCACCCGCACUGCGCGCCGCCGCCGCUCUACCGACCCUACCACCGGUUCAUAGACACGUGCUGUCGAGUAGCGCGCAGUCAGCGCUGUAUGUCGGAGCAAUUGGUGCUAUUGUCAGCAUUGUGCGCGCUCGAAGCGGUUCCACUUAGAUUCAACUAUUUCGCCGCUUUCUGGAGGGAUAUUGCUAACACACCGGCGGACGCAAAACUGGAAGAAAUGCUCCUAGAGUGUAGCGUGUUAACGGAAUAUAUUGAUGCAAUCCUUUUAGAUGAAAGAGAAUCUUUAGAAGAUCCCACCAUUUACGAAUUUAUGCAACAUUAUUAUCCCAAGGUGUGCCAGGUGAGCGGCGGCGGCGCGGGCGCGGGCGCGGUGGAGGCGCUGGCGGAGGAGCUGGGCGGCUGCGCGAGCGGCGCGCUGCUGGGCCCGCUGCGCGCGCUGCUGCUGGCCAGCGCGGGCCCGCUGCCGCCCGCCGCGCUCGCCGCGCUGCAGCGGGCCGUCGCCGCGCUGCAGCUGCGCUCCUUCUCGCUCGAAGGUGAGUGGCGCUGCGUGGCGACAUUUUUUAUAAAUACGGGGUGUUCUAUGCUCGAUGGAACUUUAGUUUUUACUUUACGUAAAUAA